Messenger RNA from Leptopilina heterotoma, 2265 nucleotides. It is a transcript of the gene Sting, whose product is annotated as stimulator of interferon genes protein. The record is from RefSeq and is a predicted model, not a curated record. Gene Ontology annotation, molecular function: 2',3'-cyclic GMP-AMP binding; cyclic-di-GMP binding. The transcript is spliced from 12 exons. Gene Ontology annotation, biological process: activation of innate immune response; positive regulation of type I interferon production; innate immune response. Gene Ontology annotation, cellular component: endoplasmic reticulum membrane; autophagosome. Lineage: Eukaryota; Metazoa; Arthropoda; Insecta; Hymenoptera; Figitidae. Bases 911 to 2044 code for a protein of 377 amino acids.
UAAGUAGAAAAUAAUUACACCAACCUGUAUCUAGCUUGUGUUUCUCGGCGUGAAGGACCCGGAGGCUCUCCAACAACGCAAAUUAUUUAAAAAAAACUGACUAAUUUUUUUUUAAAAAGAGAUUUAAAAAAAACUAGAACAAGCGAGAUACAACCUACGUCGUCUGCAGACUGGCCUGGAAUGCCCUGACGAGUCUUGAAAGUGGGGGUAUUUAUAGGUGACGCUUUCCUUAUUCGUGGUGUUAUUACGCCUUAGCGCAGAAAAUAGUCCCUGUGAUCAUCAACAUUUAUUUGGAUUUAUCAAGAAAAUCACCCCAUUUUGCAUUGAGGGAAUAAUUCAGAAUUAGUACCAAACAAUUGAAAUAGUGAUUUAUUUAUUAAAAUUGUGAAAAAAUGACAAAAUUAGUAGAAAAUCAAUACUUUUUCGAAACAAUAGUUUUUGUAUAGGAAGUUGUUCUACGGCCGCCCCCCUUCCAUCUUCUCUUUUUAAAGUGACGCUUUCAUCAGCUGCUCAACGUCAUCUGCUAAAAUACAUGGCUUUUGAAGAGAAACGAAACAAAAAGAUUUUUUAAUUAAGGAGCGGUAAAUAAAAGGAAGAAAAUAAAUAACAAAAGAAGAAUUAAAAAUAAAUAAUAUAAUAAAAAUAUGAGACGUCGAAAGAAAAAGAAAUAGAACGUUUUUCUUUCAGUUAAAAAGACACUGUGGAACCUAAAGGGGGAAUCGACCUCUGCAAAUUCAUGCUAUGAAGAAUAUAAUGUGGUCUGAAAAGAAGUCGAGAUGUAUAGUUUCGUAUUGUAUACCAGUAGUUUCCAACUGGAUAGUAUCGCCGGAUUUUACUGUAGUUAAGAAAAAACUACGUACAUAGAAAUUUAGCGUGAUAAUUAUGAAGUUUUUAUCAUCAAAGAACAAAAAUGGCAAAUAAUUCCGUUAAAACAGAUUCAAUGGUGGUCGAGCCGGAGCAAAAUAAAUUCCCCUUGAUUUUCAUGUUUAUUUCUAUAAAUGUGUCUUUUUAUUGUUUAUACAAGGCCAAUUUACGAAAGGUAUUUUUAGAAACUUGUUACUUUCUAAUCAUAUCAACAACAAUUCUAAUAAUACUUGAAUUUGUGAAGAGAUUUUCAUAUUUUUUUGAUGAUUUAGUAAAAAUUAAUUCUGAACCUGAAGGAAAUUUGAUGAAAAUUAUUGAAACAUCUUUUUCAUUUAAUAAUCUUUCGACUACAAUCAUCUUUUUAGUUAUUGCUGCUUUUCUGACACUGAUUAUAAAUCUUCAUAAUGGUUCAACAUCAUUUUCGUUUUUGGAGUGUAAAGAAAAAUACACUUUCCCUGCAAUCGCCUUUUUUUCUGCACUUUGUUUUUCGUAUUUAUUAAUGGACUUAAUAAAAAUUAACGAAUGCAGAGCACAAAAGCUAAACGAUUUUUAUAAUUUAGGAGGUUUAGAUUAUGGAAGUUCUAUGGCUUGCAGCUAUUUUUAUGGUUAUUUAAAAAUUAUUCUUCCACCAGAUGGAAAAGAACAUACAGGUCUUAAAGGGAGAAUUCAAAAUUUUGAAGACAAACAUAAUGUUUCUGUACCUGUGAAAAAAUUAUUUAUUCUUAUUCCGGAUUCAUUUUACAUACCUACAGAUUUGGGCGAAUUGUCAAACAAUGAACUUGAAGUCAUACCCAAAGGUCUUGAUUAUGACGUAUUGCAGCAAAAUAGAGCAGGCGUUUAUAAGCGUCAUUAUAAAAAUACAAUUUAUAAAAUAAUUCCAGGAGGAUUAGGAAGUGGACAGAAAAAUACCAUUCACAUUGUUACUGAAGGAGCUACUCCAAUGUUGACCUUCUUUGAAGUUAAACAACAAUCUCACAGAUACUCGAGCACGUACAGAGAAUUUCAAAAUGAAAUUAGAAAAUCCUUUUGUACAACUUUACAAAAUCUUCUAAAUGACAAUCCAGAUUGUCGCGAUUUAUGUGAAUUAGUUUACUACGAGGAUUAUGACGCAAAGGGAAAGAAAGUGGAUAUUGCGAAAAUUCUUUUACAAAGAAUUGAAAAAAAUUUGGAAAAUGAAUAAUUGUUAUGAGAAGAAUAGUGUGAUAAUCUUUGUACUAUUUUUAGUACAAAAAUGCAUUUAAUAAUUUAGAUAUUUUAUAAAAUGAAAAUUAUUUUCUGGUGCCAGAAAAAAAUAUUGUAAGUGAAAAUUUUUCAUUUACUUCAUUUAUUUAUGUGAUAUAUAAUGUACCGUGUGGUAAUUUCUAAUGGACUGAAAAUAUUUUUUAAUAUCUUUAUAUAAAA